CAAAAGAAGGAGCAGUCGGGAGGAAACGGACUGAAGGAAAAAAAAAGGACACCGCACUGUGACUCCCGAUGUACAGUCCUUAAAUUAACGUUUUUUAUAUUUUAUUUCUUCCGCGAAGAAACCUCACGUUUUUCCAUUUUUCGAAAAGUAACGCGUCUACCUCAUUUUUAAGGAUUUAUAACCGACUGUUUACAUCUCCUCUGUCUGCCGCAGGGCUUAUUUUGUACUUUUGCACUCGUCGAAUUGACUCUGACGUUGAGCGAUGUCCAGCCAGUGCCUGCUGGCCCGCAGAUGAUCCAUGACCACACCAUAUUGAUGCACUUUAGCACCUUUCCGGAGCCUUCCCCCCGCCGUGAACCCCGCAGCUGAUGACCAAAGUGCGCGCCACGCCUCCCCGCCGUCGCCCCGAGCCACGCGCCUCUCAGCCCCUCCCUCAGCCUCACGCCCCCGCAGGACGUACAGGGAUGUUCCAGAGGUUCGCCAGCGCUCUGUUCGGGGACGACGUGGAGGAGCUGAGUCGAUGCAGCAGACCUGGAGGCGGCAAGGAGGAAGAGGAGGACGAAGACUGGAUCCUGGUCAACUACCUGGCUGAAGCCUGCUCCGGUCAGUGUGGUGACGGCCUCUCUGGAUCCACUGUCGGUCCUGAGGAAGAGGAGGACGAGGAGGAGGACCUGGUAAUGAUCCCCUCCCCCAUGGCCAGCCCCCCAAUCCGCUACGCCUCCUGCACCUCCCUCAACUCCACGGCCGACACCGACCCAGAUGGCGGGGCUGAGGAGGAGGACGAAGACGACGAAGAGGAGGAGAGCGGCUUCCUCCGUCUGGACGCCUGCUCUCUGGAGGAGAGCUGGUUCGUCACCCCGCCGCCCUGCUUCACCGGCCGCGGCAGCCAGCCCGUCCUCCUGGAGACCAGCCCUCUGGAGAACCUGCUGAUCGAACACCCCAGCAUGUCCGUGUACGCCCACCACAGCCCCCCCAGGCUGAGCCUUGACCCCCUGCCGCGCUCCCUCGACCUGGAGCUGGGCUUGUUGCCUGGAAAUGUGCCCGCCGCCCUGACACCCUCCGCUGGGAAGGAGAAGAGCAGACACGCUCUGGACGGCUCUCGUCACAGGCCAGAGGUGGCGGUCGUUCAGCGUCGCUCCAGCCUCCACUCAGCCUGCUACGCUGCGGCUCUCUCCACCCGCACCGGCAUCCUGCAGCAGCGGACAGCGAGCACCACCACCCAGCGCACCCAACCGCUGUCCCGCAACGCCCUGCGACGCCUCAACCUGCUGCGCCCCCCGAAGGCCAGCACCGUGCACCUGCACCAGCCGAGCCAGAGACACCUCAACUUCUGAGGUGUCCUGAUCACCUUCAUCAUCACCAUCAUCAUCAUCAUCAUCAAACCCUGUCCUUUUAGCAGUAUGGGAGACAAACAGUGGCCACCUCAAGAAAUCAACACCAGCAACAUGUCAUCAGCCAUCAGUCACACCCCGGUCUGUUCUGAAAUCUGAUUGGAUGCUUUUUUAAUUUUAUCAGCUCAUGUGGCCGGUGGGAGAAAAGUUUCUCUCCUCCUCAUCCAUCCAUCCAUCCAUCCAUGCUCCCUUCUUUGUAUUGAUGCUGAGAAGAAGUGUUAUGAAUAGAAAAGGUCAGCAUGUGUCCCCCGACCUCCUCCCAUCAUCGUUUCCCCUCCGCUGGACCAGUUUGUCCAAUCACAGAGAAGAGUCGUCACAGUGACGUCCUCUUCUCCUUUCUAUCUCUUUUUUUUCUUCUUCAUGUUCUUUACGGACAACUUAAUGUGUAGAAUCAAUGCUGUAGGUCACUUUACUCAGCGGCAGGUUCGCAGUGUGGCAGGAUGCCCAGAUGAUGUUGUGGUGAUGUCAUGGUGAUGUCACAGUGUCCUCACCAUCUGGCAACUUUUUGGGCAACUUGACAGGACACAUUCAGGAGACAUUUCAGAUCACAAAUCACUUGAACACAAACAGUGCAGCAGCACAACGGUGCCAUUUAAUCAGUGCAGGAGAGUUGUGAUAGUUGCCUCACAGCGUUGCCCAAAAAAGUUGACAGCAGUGACGGUUGUGCUCGUCGGGAUUCGGCAGGAAAGUUAUAAAACAAUGAGUUGAAACUUUAAAGGAAAAAUCCCCUCAAAUAAUCUGUUAGAAUCUGCAGUCUGUAGUUAAGUCCGUCUGGCUCAAGACAGCAGUCGUUUCCCAGAAUGCCUUUUGAUGACCGUCACAAGAGAACAGGGGAAUUAAAGGGACGUUCCACUGAGUUAACCUGUCGAAGUCAGUGUACGCUGUCUGUAGAAACAGGUGUAUGAUGAGUGUUAUCUCAGCUUGGGCUUGGAGACAAUACAUUUAUUUUUAUCAAAAAGUCUCUGUUACAAGCUGGGGGUGUUGAGUUGCAUUAUGGGAACUGUAAGAUCCAGUGUUUUAGUAGAUUAACCUACAGAGGUGACUAAAAAGUCUGGGCAUGUCGGCCUCUGAUAGUUUGAUAUCGCUGUUGUUUUUAACUCUCUGUGUUGUCAGUCCUCCAGUUUUACACAAGUAUGAUCCUGCAUCACUGUCGUGCUCCUUUUAAAUAUAAAACAUUAUAUUUUUUUGUUUUUAAAAAGGAAAAAUAUUUCUUGCUGUAGUAGCAACUAACACAAGCAGUUUGCAACAAGACAUUUACUCCACGUCCAUUUAACGCAAACGUUCUGUGACAUUUUGGGAGAGUGAAACGUGUGUGAACAUGCUGCACUCAGAGUUUUUUUCUUUCCCUGUGAAACUGGAGGGUGUAGUAACCGAAAACUGAGAGACAGAACGGAGAGUUUCAUGAGUCACUUCUGGCUCAAACACAAACCUGUACUGUAGCUGCUUUGCCUGUUUAUUUUCUGCUCUUGCAGAUUUAGAUAUGUGUUUACCUCACUCCUUGAUUCUGAGGGAACUGACCUCAUGACGUGACCUCAUGUUCAUCUGGUCAGAUAUCCACAGAAAUGAAAACACAUCACGGCUUGCUGUUUCCCCCUCAGUGUUUGAGUGCUUAACAGGAUUUUUAAAAAAGUUUCCUGCCGUGAAGUUUGUAAAUUAAACGAUCUGAAGUCCUGUAGCAUCACCUUGUUGUUAGAUACGACGGCGCCUCUCUGUUCGUCCUGCGCCGCCAGCCUGAACCUGCCGCUGACUUUGUAAUUCAGUACUUUUCACAAUAUUUUUUUGAAAAGAAAAAAAAAGAAAAAAGACGGUAAAAAUUACUGGGUUAAAUGUCACUAAACGCCUUGUUUUAACGGUAGCUUUGAGAUGAAUAGAAAUGUAAAAACAAAAAUGUAUUUAAAAAAAAAACUUCCAAAAUAUUUUUUGAAAAGAAAAAAACAAAUUACAUAUCAGUAUGAAGUUGGUAUAUAUGCGUAUAUGGUUUCUUGCUUAGGUAUGUUUGGUUAUGUUAGUGUGCAAUCUGUUGCAUGGUUGUAGAGUUGUGUUAGUGUGACGACGGUGGAAAAACGAAAAUGGAAAAAGAUUUUAUUUCUUUUUAUUAUUAUUAUUAUUAUUACUUUGUUUGUUCUUAAAUGAAUCUGCAGUCUACUUCUCAGGGUCACAACCAAUCACCUUUACUCUUUAGGAAAAAAAUGCAGAUUUACUUGACGGCUGAUGAUUCUUUGUGCGUGCUCGGACUUUUUCCAGCUCUGUCCCAGCGAGCUUUCCCUCGUGAAAAUGCUUGUGAGAAUUAAUCGACUUUUAGUUUUAGUUUAUCUCGGUCCCAGGAUUGUGAAAAUGAACUUUUGAUGCUCUCAGUCGACUGUUGGAAAUCCAUCAAGAUGGAGAGAAGCUGUUGGUCUUUUUCAGCUAUGUUUAUAUUAUACCUAACAAGGUUUUAGAAAUGUACUUUAUGCUUUUUAACUAUUCUAUUUUCCAUGUUAACUUAGUUACAUUUUGCUAAACUGUUAAAAUAUUUAAACCAAAAAAGUAGCAAUGAUCUUUAACCUUUAACCUGUUGUAAUACUGAUUUUUUUUUUGUUGUUGUUGUUGUUGUUGUUGACGUCGUUGUUUAACUUUUAAGUGUUUGUCGGCAGUUCUUGGCCUUGGUGCUCUGAAAUGGUGGACUGUGAUGUUUAACGUGUCUGCUGUUGGGAAAGUAGAGCCCGGGCCGAGUCACCACGCUGCAGGAGACAACAAACGAUCCAUCGUACAGAGUGACUGAAUCAGGUGAAGCACAUUCCUGUCAGGAAAACAAAAUAAUAGACGAAAAGUUGGGAUUAAAAAGAUAAAAACAGGCAUGGGGAGUCGAAGUUAUGAGAUGGAAAGGCAAAAAUGUUACUUUAAAGGUCCAGUGUGUAAGAUUUAGUGGCAUCUAGUGGUGAGGUUGCAGAUUGCAACUAACUGAAACUCUUUACGUGUGCCAAACGUGCACAUGUUGAAAAUGUCCCGUUCAUACAGAGGUAAUUUCGGCGCUGUUACUACCUCUGCUUCAGAGGCGUGAAAUUCCCGUCUUGAAGAGGCUGUGUAAAAGCGGCUUAUUACUUUAAACGGCAAAAAUUUAAUUUACUAUCUCAUGAUUUUGAUUUAUGUCAAACUAUUUUGCAUUUUUAGUUUAUUAACUUAGAAUUAAAAUUUUAAUUACUGCAUGAAAUUAAGAUAAAAUUAAGUGAAUCUUUUUAAGGUUAUUUGACUUGCCUUUGUAUCUCAUGAUUUUGAUUUACUGUGAGUAUUUUUAUUUUUUAUUCCAGACGUUUCUUCCUUAUUUUUCUUUUCCUGGCAAAAAUGAGCUUCCAUAGAGGAUCUCAUGUUGAACCUUUAAAUCUUAAACUUUUCUGAAGGUGUAUGAAAAAUCUGGUGAUAAUGUUAAAACAGGUUAAAGACUAGACCUUUACACUUUGCUGUAAAGGUCACGUCAGCUGAUUUUAUCGGUCUAAUCAAACAUCAAACACAUCAGCAGUAAAUGAUUUCAUUUUUAAAGGGGAGUGAAUCCUGUUUGAAGAUACACAGACACAAAAUAUAGCAGUCUGUGCAGUAUGAACACACAAAGAUUUUAAAGCUCAGUGAAGAUCUAAUCACUCUCUGCAGUGCUGAUCCUGAAUCUUCAGUCACGUCUGACUUCAGUUUGUCUCUGUGGUCGUGUUGAUGGGACGGUAUCAUUAUUAAGAAAGCACUAACAAACGUUUGUUAGGCGUCUGUACGGUUUUGCUGUAAAUAAUCGUAUACGAUAGUUGAGUGGUUCAAUCUGGUGUAUUUAAGAUUUUCUUUUACUUCUCGAAUGUUUCUCCCUUUCAGCUAUUGAGCUUUGCAAUCAUGGACAAUGUUAUUUUGUGUUUUAAAAAAGGCAAACUUAAAGACAGAAGGGAUCAGAGGGGACGGACGGCGAUGUUCGUGUCCUCCUGCUGUCAGGAGCCUUUUGUUGUUUUGUUUUUUACUUCUCAGUUCAUCUCUCCAUCAUCAGACUAACAGGGAUUUGUAAUGUUUUUGUUCAAUGCCUUGAAAUUUGUGGAUCUCGUGCCUUCCAGGUUGAAAUGUUGUAAUGACAAUGCAUCAAUGAAGAACUUGAACUCACCGAGUGGACGUAAUAAAUAAAAACAAACAAACGGACAUCAGAAACCAACUAUGCACCACUCGGAGGACGCCCGUUCGCCCUCUCCACCGCCCGCCCAGCUUUUUAUAAUGACUCAACAAACCAGACAGAAUGAUGUAGCAAAACCUCUUUUCUCCUUGUUUAUUUUAAGAAAAAAAGUGUGAAGAAUAUUUUGUGGCAUUUUUAUUUUUCACCAAGUGUUAGACUUUUUUUUGUUGUUUUUUGUUUUUGUGUAGUUUACUGGAAUAAUACAGCACUUUGCCAAAAAGGAAAAAAAAGGUGUAGGAAUUUUAGGGUUAACUUUUUAUUUAUCGACACGACUGGUCUCCAUCUUUGUAUUUUGGAUGUAUGACAGAUCAAUUCACUCUGUUCUGAUGUCAAAACAAAUGCUAAUUAAAAAGUGGGGUCAUCUGUUUUCAAACUGUAAUAGUUAAUACAUGUGAUCUCUUAUUAGCCUAUAAUAAAUGUUUUCAUACACA
Molecule: messenger RNA, 5996 nt
Organism: Epinephelus fuscoguttatus (brown-marbled grouper)
Lineage: Eukaryota; Metazoa; Chordata; Actinopteri; Perciformes; Serranidae
Gene: tp53inp1
Product: tumor protein p53 inducible nuclear protein 1
Biological process (GO): positive regulation of DNA-templated transcription; autophagosome assembly
Cellular component (GO): autophagosome; nucleus
Source: RefSeq, a predicted model, not a curated record